AUGGUGUCUGCUGGAAGACAGAUGCUGGGUUUGGCCCUGGCUGUCAUCGGCUUUAUAGGAAGCAUCAUCGUCUGCGCUCUCCCCACGUGGAAGGUGACAGCCUUCAUCGGUGCCAAUAUCGUCACUUCUCAAGUGAUCUGGGAGGGUUUGUGGAUGAACUGCGUGACCCAGAGCACAGGCCAGAUGCAGUGCAAGGUCUACGACUCCCUCCUGGCCUUACCUCAAGACCUGCAGGCUGCCAGAGCACUUGUCGUCAUCGCCAUCAUUGUUGGGGCCUUUGGGAUCCUUCUCGGCAUAGUGGGGGGCAAGUGCACCAACUUUGUGGAGGAUGAGAGGCAGAAGAGCAAAGUGGCCAUCGCUUCUGGUAUCGUUUUCAUCAUCGCAGGUCUGAUGGUGCUCAUCCCUGUCUGCUGGACCGCCAACACCAUCAUCCGUGAUUUCUACAACCCCAUCUUAACCAACGCUCAGAGGAGGGAGCUGGGGGCCUCGCUCUACAUCGGCUGGGGCACAGCAGGGCUGCUCUUCCUAGGCGGGGGCCUUCUCUGCAGCUCUUGUCCCCCCAGUGACGAGAACGACUAUGAUGUGAAGUACUCCAAGGCUCGGUCUGUUGAGAGCAGCAAGGCUUAUGUUUAG
Molecule: messenger RNA, 633 nt
Organism: Xyrichtys novacula (pearly razorfish)
Lineage: Eukaryota; Metazoa; Chordata; Actinopteri; Labriformes; Labridae
Source: the annotation of a GenBank genome assembly